AUGCAACGUCACGCGCUACGCCGUGUCGCACGCACGAGCAGCUGCCGCAGCAACAGCUCCGUGGCUGUCCAGACCAUGUCGGUCAAUCCGCGGCCGCGACGCUUCUCCGUGCACGUCCCCGUGAAGCAGACGCACUUGUUCAUCAACAACCAGUUCGUGCCGUCGUCCACGGGCGCCACGUUCGACACGUUCAAUCCGGCCACGGAAGAGAAGAUCGCGUCGAUCGCCGAGGCGUCUCCGGCCGACAUUGACGCGGCUGUCGACGCUGCACGCACUGCGUUCCACGGCCCGUGGCGCACCAUCGACGCUGUCGAGCGCAGCCGUCUGUUGUUCCGCCUUGCAGACCUCAUGGAGCAAAACGGCGACGAGCUGGCGCGACUCGAAGCGCUUGACGCGGGCAAACCCACGGCGCUGGCUCGUGUCGUCGACGUGCAAGCGGCUCUGGACGUGCUGCGGUACUACGCUGGCUGGGCCGACAAGAUCCACGGCACUACGAUCCCCAUCUCGGGUCCCUACUUGUGCUACACGAAGCAAGAGCCCGUGGGCGUGUGUGCCCAGCUCGUCCCGUGGAACUUCCCAAUGAUUAUGACGUGCUUGAAGCUCGGGGCGACACUUGCAACGGGGAACACGGUGGUGCUAAAGCCCGCCACGCAGACGUCGCUCACGGCGCUGCGCAUAGCUGAGCUUGUUGUCGAGGCGGGCUUCCCCGAGGGUGUGGUCAACAUUGUCACGGGCGCGGGCGGUUCCGUUGGCUCGUACCUCGUGCAGCACCCACACGUGGACAAGAUCGCGUUCACGGGCUCGUCCAAGACGGGGCUGACCAUCAUGCGCUCGGCGCACGUCGUCAACCUCAAGCGCAUGAGCCUCGAGCUCGGCGGCAAGUCGGCGAACAUCAUUCUCGACGACGCCGACAUCGACGCGGCCAUCCAGCAGUCCCAAAUGGGGCUGUUCAUCAACGCCGGUCAGCUGUGCAUCUGCGGCAGCCGCGUGUACGUGCAAGAAGGAAUCUACGACGAGUUCGUGCGCCGGUCGGCCGAAGCGGCGAGCGCCAUCAAAGUCGGGGACCCCACGGACCCGGCGACCGAACAAGGGCCGCAGAUCGACGGUGUGCAGAUGGAAAAGGUGUUGGGCUACAUCGAGUCAGGUAAGCGCGACGGCGCGCGCUUACUGUGCGGCGGCAAGCGCUGGGGCGACAAGGGCUUUUUCAUUGAGCCGACGGUCUUUGCAGACGUGACGGAGAACAUGGCCAUUGCACGCGAAGAGAUCUUUGGCCCCGUCAUGUCGAUCCUCAAGUUCAAGACAAUCGACGAAGUCAUUGAACGGGCCAACGACUCGGAGUUUGGGCUCGGGGCGGGCGUCGUCACGGCCAACUUGGACAACGCGAUCAAGAUCUCGAACGGCGUGCGCGCUGGCACUGUGUUUGUCAACUGCUACGCUGUGAUUGACCCGCGUGCGCCGUUUGGAGGCUUUAAGAACUCGGGGCUCGGCCGCGAGCAGGGCGAACAAGGGCUGGACAGCUACUUGGAGACCAAGACGGUCAUUAUCAAGCGUCCGCAUGACUCGAUGCCAUAA
This is a messenger RNA of Hyaloperonospora brassicae, 1572 nucleotides long. Lineage: Eukaryota; Oomycota; Peronosporomycetes; Peronosporales; Peronosporaceae. The record is from the annotation of a GenBank genome assembly.